This is a messenger RNA of Phanerochaete carnosa HHB-10118-sp, 2854 nucleotides long. RefSeq lists its product as uncharacterized. Lineage: Eukaryota; Fungi; Basidiomycota; Agaricomycetes; Polyporales; Phanerochaetaceae. Gene Ontology annotation, molecular function: metal ion binding. The transcript has 5 exons. The coding region runs from base 1 to 2655 and encodes 884 amino acids. The record is from RefSeq and is a predicted model, not a curated record.
AUGAUUGCACCGCCUGCUAUAUCUGUCCCAAAUGACCAUACAGCCCGCUUGGGUCCCCAACCUCUCCAACCUCCUCAGGAACUGUCGGGAGCUCGCUUCCCUCAUACUCGUGCUCAGCUGACCGCAAUCGCUCGCCAACACCGGCCUCUCGAUAACUACGACGAUGACAGCGACAAUGACCCAAAUCGUGUAUCUACAGCACUCGUGAACAAGGUCGCUUCAUUGCUCGAUGCCGAGCGUGAGGAGGACCUCAAGAACUUACUAACGGAGACAUUUGGCCCAAACAUCGACGAUGAGGAGCUUACUAGUCAUGUCCUGGACCUCAUGCAUCGUCAUCGCGACGACCUUGACAACAUUCCUUUCGUCUACCUCACGCCAACUAGACGGCCCAUUUCUCGACCCUCAUCUAGAGCCUCGACCCAUUCCUCUCGCGUCGUUGCGCGCCCAGACACACCAAACUCUGCGCCGGGCUCUCCGCUUUCCAUCGUAUUUCGUCGUCCACAUACACCUCUCGUUUCGCCUCUCGGCGCCGGCCAGCAAGCUAAUUCAUAUAUCACUGCACGUAGCGAGUCUCCUGCCCUUUCUCCUGUCUUUCCUCCUGCCCAGUUCGCUUCCAGUCUUCCUGCUUCCCCAUUAUCCUCUCCGCGUAUAUUAAACGCUAAAGCUCAUGAAUUCAAGCCUAUUCCGCGACCUCUCUCUGCAGCCUCAUCGAACCCUGGCUCUCUUGCCCAGCUUAGAGCAGAGACGCCUUCUCCGGACAUGUGGGCGCAUAAUCCUUCGCGACCCACAUCCAAGUUAGCUAUCGCAGCGCCGCUGACACCUGAUAGCGCGCUUCUUCCGCGGUCUGGCACGCCUAGUUCCUUGCGGCUCUCCCUUAGGCCGGACGAAGAUGAAGAUGAAGAGGAUCCGUUCGACCCCUUCAGCCAGAGGCCGUUGCCACGCUCGUUCCUUUCAAGCGAAGUGGAUCAGAAUGUCCAGCCAUCUUGGCACCACUCUCCGCUGUCGAACUCAUCGUUAUCUGCAUCUACAGACGACGCUCGGUACAACCACUACAAUGAUGACCCGCAGCUGCAAUCGUACGGUUCACAGUUGCUUGAGUCCCUUCAGGACGACAGUGACCUCGAUGCGGAGACAAAUGGCACGAUGGCAGAUGGUAUGACACCCCUUGAUGUGCUCAGCAUGGUCUUUGGAUCCACCCUCGCUCCAUCUGAACUGGAAGAAGCGCUAGCGAACAACGGCUAUGAUUUUGACCGCGCCAUGUCCUGGCUGGUUGAUCGCCAGAUUGCAACACACCACGCAAACAAUGCGCUCCCGCCCCCUCCUCGCCUACAUUCCGCCGGUGGCCGGGUCACCGUUGUUUCUCGCGAUGGCUAUGGGCACUUUAGGGGUGGUCGUGCUGGGUUCUAUAACGGCCCUGGAUUCCGCGGGAACAGGUUCAAUGGCCGGCCCUCUCCUGGCGGGAACCGAGUGUGUAGAUACUUCCUCGCGGGCGAAUGCCUACGCGCAGAUUGUCGCUUCAGCCACGAUCUUGAACGCGCGCUGUGUCGGUUUUGGUUGCGUGGGACAUGUGCCAAAGGCGAGAACUGCGAGUUCCUGCACCACCUCCCAAAGGAUAUCGAUGUGUCAGGGCUCUCUCAGGCGAUGUCUAGGACGGACUUGAACGCGAAUAACGGCACACAAAAUAGCCUUAACCCACCCGUCGAGGAAUUCCCGGCGCUGAACCACAUCGCCAAUUUGCCACCCAAGAAUAAGCGUGGAGGUCACGGACCCGAAAACGGAAGCCAGGAUCCGGCGCAUUCUCGCUUCGCCGCUGCCGUCAAAAAACCACUUCCGCCUGCUCCGAGCGUGACUACCUCUUCGUCUACGGCGCAGGGAACGAAGGAAUCUGUGUCUGUUCGCCCGAUGACCAACACGGAGUCUGCGCAGAACAAGGUGUCUGUGGUUGCUCCCAAGCCAUCGCCCCGGAUCAAGCUCCGGUCGCCCACUCUACUUCCAACGCUGACAACCGGCGACACGGUCAGCCAGCUGUACAUGGCCUACCGGUCUCGGGCUCACCAGCUGGGAGCUGCCCGGAACGCUUGCCUCGUACGAGCAGCCGAUGCGUGGAAGAAAGGCGACGGCGCCGCCGCCAAGCGCUUUAGCCGUGAGGGACAUGACUUAAACGCGAAGAUGAGCGCGGAGAUGGCGCAGGCGGCCGGGCGACUGGUGCGCGAACGCGCGAGACUCGCAGAGCAGGUCGUGAAAACUCGCGACUCAAUGUGGUCUGAUGACUAUGGCGAUCGCUCAGCUAAGGGCAGGAUCUGCGGUGCGGGCCUGGGUGUGACCUUGGGUAUCGCGAGCCAGACCGUGGGCGAUGGUAAGAAACUCACCCCUGAAGAGCGUACCGAGGUCAUGCUCGAUUUACAUGGCCUGCAUUCCACCGAGGCUACCGAAGUAGUGGAAGAGUUCCUCUUGGCUCUGGAGCGAGAACAUUUCUACGGCUUAGCGUACCUCGUCGUCGGCGAGGAAAAGCAUACUGGUACGCAAGAUCCUGCUCGCGGCGCAUCUCGGGCACGCCUAGCUGCUGGGGUGCGGGAAUGGCUACACUUGUGGGGUUACCCAUGGAGUGAGCGUGACGGUGUGGUCUGUGUCGAUCCUUUGACACACGCAUCAUAGAGGGACCCGCACAUGGCGUUUUGUUUUAUUUUGUUUCACCAUAUCCAAGGAAAUGUAACACUAUGCUAGGAAGAGAGUGCCGGCAAACACAUGCGGCAUCUAUGUAUGAUUUAUGAGACCGAAGUACCGUAGACCCCAUAGUGUUUUAGCAUGAAUAACACCCUCCUCGGGGGAUGUUGUGGAUGUUGCGGAUGUUGGU